Messenger RNA from Leishmania major strain Friedlin, 3321 nucleotides. RefSeq lists its product as hypothetical. Lineage: Eukaryota; Euglenozoa; Kinetoplastea; Trypanosomatida; Trypanosomatidae. Gene Ontology annotation, molecular function: protein binding. The transcript has a single exon. The record is from RefSeq and is a predicted model, not a curated record. Bases 1 to 3321 code for a protein of 1106 amino acids.
AUGAACGGCAGUUUCACGGCAUCUCCGGCGCUGACGAUGCUCCCCACUCUCAGCACGGAUCACCCCCUAAAGAGAACUGCUGAUGACCAGGGUCGUCAGCGUGACGGCGCCGGUGCCGGCACGCCGGACAACAAUACGCCGUCUGCUCACCGGCGCUCUCUCAUCGGCGUGCGCGGAAGUGUGCUUCCGGAAAAAAAAGGGGGUCUGCCCAAGACCGGCCACGUCGGGGUGUGCUACCACCAAAACGUGUACGUCUUCGGUGGGGUAAACAGCAAAGGGCAAUUCAGCAACCACGUCUUUUGCUACGAGAAGCGAACACUGCAAUGGCGCGAGAUUCGCGGUGUCGGCGUUGUGCCGCGCGGCCGUGCCAACCACGCCGCUGUUCUGAUUGGCAAUAAGAUUUACAUCCACGGUGGCCACCGCCACCUCGAGGUGUUCGACGACCUCUUCGCCUACGAGAUCGAGACAGGGCGGUGGGAGAAGAUUGGUUGCGAGCGGUCGCAGGGGCCGGGACCCAUAUUUUUGCAUAGUAUGGUAUACAUCCCCCCCUUAGACAGUCUCCUCGUCCUGGGCGGCAUUCAUCAACGCGAGCAAAACAGCUGCCUCGGGCACUUAUUGGAUGUUCGCAACCGCGUCUGGACCGGUGUGCCACCGCCGUCCUCUGUCGACGCGCAGCAUCUGCAACUGGUGACGGCCGCCUAUUAUGCCCCCUCGGCGGUGGUGGUGGUUUUGGGCUUGAUGGAUGCGGAUGUAAUGAAAGAGGACGCCGUCCCCACGCCACACGUGCACGUGUUCCAGCCAGCAACAUUUGUGUGGCGGCGGGUGGACACAAGCACUGCACCAAUGAGCCCGCUACCGUUUCGCAUGGAGGCGAUGUGGGAGUCGCUGCUGCAUCUCCUCAUCCCCGGCGGCGGCGGCGCGUACGACCCGCUCCUGGAGAGCUGGAUGUUUCCUCUUCCGUCGACCGAGACGGAUAGCCCUGUUGACGACAGUUCAGUGGAUCAGGGCCUCUCCACGCCGGGUUUGGGGCUGCCUCCCCUGCCGCUAAACAAGUACGGCUUUCUCGUGCUGGAUCUAAGAAGCAUGUCGUGGUCGCUGGUGUCGUGCAACCUAUCGCGCAAAUUGGUUGCAGAGCUGAAUGCAGUAAACCGAGUGACGCGGGAGAAGAUGGAGCGACUUGUUCUGCGCAACAAUGCGGCCACUGCUUCCAUCGCGCUGUCCGGGAACUCUUCGCAGAGCAAGUCGGCUGCGCAGCAGCCUGCAGAUAGCGGCGCUCUCUUGGGCAUGUCCAGCGCGUCCUUGACCUACGGCCCCAGCGGGGCCGCAUCCAGGCAUUCGUCGGUGUUCCGACUUCAGCCGCUGCAGUGGCCGCGGAACGAUUCCUCCUCCACGAAUGUGCUGUGGCCUCGUGCGUCUGGAAGUCGUCCCGCCAUGGCUUCCGGUUCCAACGAAGCCAAGAUGGCCGCCCUCCUCAGUUCGUCGCGGUACCGCCGCCUCUUCUUCCUCGAUGACGCACCCGAGUUCAUGCGCAAGUACACGCUCGUGGUGGUGCGCGAUGAACCGACCAAAUCGGGAAAGCUGCGACCUCUGCAGUAUGUCGUCUUACACGGUGGGCUGACGGAGCCGACGGACUACGCGAUGCUUAUGUUCGCACCGAUGCUUACUCGGUCGAACUCAAAUAGGGCAACGCCCACACGCGGAGCGGGGCUGAUGGCGCGCUCGAAUUCGUUUCGCAGACGGAGCACUGCAAGUGUCGGGAGCCGACGCGGAUCGGCAUACACCCAGAGCCACGGUGGAGAAGACGACGGCUACGGAGACGAUAGUUUUGACGACGUCGCGUCACUUGUGAGCAGCGGCACCUUGAUCGGAGCAUACUCGACGCAGAGGAACUAUCGCAGGACAGCGCCGCACGCACCUCUGAGUGACGCGGAAGCCCUGGUGCGCUCACGCGGCGGCAGGUACAGUGACGACGACGAGUCCGACACCGAUGUGGAGAAGCGGAUGAACAACGGCGGUGCGGCGCACAACUCAUUUCUGCUUCCGACUCUGCGGAGCGGGCGCACGCGGCACAAUUAUUACCGCUUCGCCCUCCAGUUUACGCCGGGUAAUAGCAUACAGAAGGAGUCACUGCUGCCGUACGCGAACAUACCUGUUGCGGUCUUGCAAACGCCGAAGGAUGUGCAGAAGUGGUCGCGCAACUACUACACCGAUCAGCGGCGGUGGCUCUCGGAGCGAAUGAAGGAGGCCCUGAUCGAGGACCGAAAGCUGAGGCGUCUUCGGCAGCUCAGCAAGGCGCAGGUGGCGUCGUCGUUUGGUGCCCAAGGCAACGCGACCCGGGCUGGCUCGGCAGGGUGCGACGACAGCAGCAGCAGCGAAUCGGAAUUCCUCAAUGAUGGUCUCUACCUGGCGGAGACUUUCAUCGGCGACCCUCGCACGCAUGGCGGCGCCAAGCUGUCCAGCUUGCACGCCUACGAGAAUCGCCUGGCGCUCGAUGCUGCUGAUGCCGCAUUGACGCAGGAGGAGGCCCCAAAGAGGCGGCUGCGCGACUUCUUCGAGGAGCACGGGUUCGACGUCUUUGAAGAGGCGGAUAUGCAGCAACUGCACGAGAGGAUGCAGUUGCGCACGGCGCUCGGCGGCAAAGGUGCGAAGCAGGAUCGGCGGCGGAAGGACCCCAGGCUGCAGGAGAGGGCCGUCGUUGCCGAGGGUGCGAGCGCGAAGGCAGCUAAGCGAUCGGAGACGUCACCGCUGGUACAAAAAUCUCCCGUCUCCGACGGUUUCAUGCCUUUGGCGUCUGAAGUGCAGAUAGCGGACUCAGGCUUUGAGCGAUUGCGCAUGAAGGGCUGGCAGGACGUGGGCAGAGAGCGAAUAGCAUCUGCCGUCCUUCAUGACUCCUUCAUCAGCGGGCUGACCGGGGGAACCACAGGCGACGAACUGGAUUUUAGGAAGCUUGCUGCCUACGCUCUGUUACGAAGGGCAGUAGCACGUCUCCGAGCAGAUGGCAAUCCCCACGAGAUGCGCUGGCGCCUAGCGCAGCUCCGUUGGCGCUAUCUCCGUACCCUCGUGUGCACCGGCGAGGCGGCCUACUUGCUCUACCUUGCAAGUCAAGCAGACUUCAGGAUGAAGGGCAUCAUGGUGACUGGCACGCAGGGCCUCAUGCUCGCCCCGGAGCUGCAUUUUCUCAGCCCGCUACAGGCCUACCGUGUUCCUUGCAAACCAGUCCCGUACAAUGUCGCGGCGGCAUCAGCACCACCACCGGCGUCAUCGUCACGGUUUGCGCAGGUAACGGCGAGUGGUAUGGUGGUGUACAACUCGCUGAAGUGA